AUGCAGUCGCCGCUGAUCGCCCUCCCGGUCAAGGAGUCGCAGGACGUGGAGCUGGCAAAGCCGCUGGGCGAGCUGAUUCGGAACGUAUAUGAGCAGCAUGUAGACACGUUUUCGGAUGAUUUGCAGCGCGUGAACCGCACGCGCGAGGACGCAAUUGCCAAGGCGAGCAACAACGAAACGGCGCGCGAUGCCCUCUUUCGCUGGUUUCAUAUGCUCGAGAUGCUCGAGCUGCGCUUUGCCGAGCUCCGUGCGCCAUUCUCGUGGAACGACGCAUUUACUGGCGUGGAAGUGACGCAGCAGGCGCUCGCAUACGAGAAAGCAAGCGUGCUCUUUAACCUCGCCGCCCGCAUCUCCGGCGCGGGGCUCGAGCACGACCGCCGCGACGUGCGGGGAGACGGGCUGAAGCGCAGCUAUGCGGCCUUUCGCCAGGCCGCCGGGCUCCUUGACUAUAUCCACUCCAACUUUUUGCAUGCCCCGAGCGAGGAUAUGGGGGGGACCAUGAUCCAAGCCCUGCGCUCGCUCAUGCUCGUGCAAGCCGCCGAAAUCUUUUUGGAAAAGAGCAUUGCGGAUUCCAAGGGUGCAGCGCUUAUUGCAAAACUCGCGAGCCACGUCGCGAACACGUAUACAAGCCUCGCAGAAGAGUGGCAAGACACGUCCAAGUUUGCCUCAAUCCCACCGACGUGGCGCCAGCUCGUCUUGUACAAGAGCAAGUACGCUUCGUCGGUGAUGCAGUACUACCGCGCGCGCGCGGACGAUGCGGCGGGGUCGCACGGUGCGGCGCUCGUCCGGUGGACGCUUGCAGAAAAGCUGGCCAAGGAAGCGGCACGCGCGGUGAGCAACUUGCACGGCUUCAACUACCCGUCGUUGGUCUUUACGACGACGCUUCCUGGCGACGCGGCGGCCGCGGCGGCCGCAGAAGUCAAGGCGCAUACCGCACAGUGCGCCGAGGCACGCCGCCUCGCGGAAAAGGACAAUGAUUUGGUCUAUCACGAGCUGCUCCCGAGCGAGGACGCACUGCCGGCCGUCGACACGGCCAACGUCGCGACCGCGAUUCCCAUUCGCGAGAUCUUUGCACAGAGCGACGUCCAGGGCGUGCUGGGCCCCGACGUCUUUCCGACGCUCGUGCCGCUGAGCGUGCACGAAAGCGCAAGCAUGUACUCGGAGGAGCAGGCCAAGCUCAUCCGCGCCGAGUCGGAGCGCGUGCAGACCGCCGACGAGGAGCUCGAGGCGGCGCUCGCCUCGAUGAGCCUUCCGCAGGCACUCCAGGCGUACGCGGCACUGGAAGGCGGCGCACAGUCACUCGCCGAGCUGCCGCCACGCCUCGUGUCCGCUGCCGAUGCACUGGCCGCAAGCGGGCGUCCGGUCGACGAGAUCGACCGCCAGCUCGCACGGCUCACACAGCCGCAGGUCGCCGAGGAGCAGCUGCGCGAUGCCCUGAGCGACCUCGACGAGGAGAACCGCGCAUGCGAGCGGCUGCGUGUCGAGCACGGCGUAAGGUGGACGCAGGAGCCGAUCGGUAGUGCCGCGCGCAGCCUGCGCCGCGACCUCGCAAGUAGCCGCGACGCGCUGCGCGACGCACAGGUCCACGAUCAGGACCUCGCGUCGCUCUGGGCCUCGGCGCGCGACGACGUCGCAUUGAUGGCGCACGGCGCCGACGCGCUGCGUGCGCAGUGGCAGAGCGCCGCACGCGCCGCACGCUCGGGCGACGCGCCGAGCCUCCUGGACCUCUCGGACGAGGGGGAAGGAGAUGCACACCGCGCCGAGGCUACCAAGCUAUUGCAGCAGACGCGCGCAUCGCUCGAGUCGCUGCGCCGCCUUCCCAGGGAGCGCGGGGAGCAGCUUGCGGAACUCAAGAAGCGUGUGCGCUCCGACGACAUCUCGCGUGUGCUCCUGCUGAACCGGCGCAUGCAGAACGUUGAGCCCAAGGUGUUUGCUGCGGAACUCGCCAAAUUUACGCCGCUUCAGGCGCAGCUGGUCGAGAGCGCAGAGACGCAGCGUACGCGUCUCAACGAGCUGAGCCGCAGCCUCGAGCGGCUCGGGACACACCCUGGGACGGAGCCUAUCCGCAAGCAGCGGCGCGCGGGCGACGCCGCAUGUGCACAGCUCGUUGCACGCUGGGACCGCGCGUACGAGGCAUACACGGAAGUCUGCGCCGUGCUCGACAAGGCCACGUCGUUCUAUGCGGAGAUGAACGCGUCGGCCCAGCGGCUUGGUACAGCUACCACGCAGCUUCUUGCAGAGCGCCGCAGCGAGCGGCAGUCGCUUUUGCAGGCCUUGUCGUGGGACCGCCAAGGAGGCUACGCGCGGCAAGAUUCAGGCUCGAUUGCAGACGAUCUGCGUGCGCUGAAUAUGGAUGCACGGCCCCGCCAGGCGCCGGCUAAUGGCUACGCGAGUCCGCAUGGCUACGCGCCUUCCCCCCCGGGCCAUGGGUACCCGUCGCCGCCCCCGGCAGGCUACACCCCUCCUUCCUCGGGCUACUCUUCCUACGCCCCUCCUUCCGGCACCGAUGCAUGGCCGGCGCCGCCGGCACCGUAUUCGUCCAACUAUGCAACAGGGACGCCUACGUACGGCCAGCGAAACGCGUCCGGCGACCGUCCUGCGCCGCCGCCGCGUCCGCCCCGUGUAUAG
This is a messenger RNA of Malassezia japonica, 2628 nucleotides long. RefSeq names its product bck1-like resistance to osmotic shock (gene BRO1). Gene Ontology annotation, cellular component: endosome. The record is from RefSeq and is a predicted model, not a curated record. The transcript has a single exon. Bases 1 to 2628 code for a protein of 875 amino acids. Gene Ontology annotation, biological process: protein transport to vacuole involved in ubiquitin-dependent protein catabolic process via the multivesicular body sorting pathway. Gene Ontology annotation, molecular function: protein binding. NCBI's taxonomy places the organism in Eukaryota, Fungi, Basidiomycota, Malasseziomycetes, Malasseziales, Malasseziaceae.